GUCACACAACUCAUACAGAAAUCAAAGAAGAUGAGGUGUUUAUUUUUCUUAUGUUUCUGUUUGCUUCCCAUUGUAGUGUUUUCAUCAACUUUCACUAGCCAAAAUCCCAUUGACCUACCCAGUGCUAAACCUGUCCCGUUACUAGACGUGACCGGUAAAGAAGUUGAUCCUCGUUUGAGUUAUCGUAUGGUUCCCACUUAUCGGGGUCCCUCAGGUGGUGAUAUAUACCUAGAUUACUCCCUGGAUUCAACUGCCCCUUGUCCAGACGGCGUGUUCCGUUACAACUCCGAUGGAGGACCUAAGGGUACACCCGUCAGAUUCAUUGCGGCUAUUCCUUUCGGACCAUAUAUCUAUGAAGAGCAAGACAUCAAUAUCCAAUUCGACAUUUCCACUGUGAAAUCGUGUGUUGACUAUACAAUUUGGAAAGUCGGAGGUUACGAUGUACCUCUACGGGUUGAGUUGUUGAAGACAGGAGGCACCAUAGGCCAACAAAUCUCAUGUUUCAAGAUUGUGAAAUCACCAAGAUUAUUGGGUUACAGCUUAUUGACUUGCUCUGGUUCACUAGUGGGUACUAUUAACCAAAAUGGUAAGACGCCUUUGGCUCUCGUCGCCAACUACUCACUUGAUUUCAACUUCCAGAAAGUCGAGGAGUAAUUAACAAUAUACAUCUCUAUGUACUAUGUUUUUAUAAUAAAUAAACACCUGCUAAGCAUGUGUAUAUGUUUAGUAUGGCUUGACUAGCUA
Solanum dulcamara is the source of this 744-nucleotide messenger RNA. Its product is annotated as serine protease inhibitor 5-like. The transcript has a single exon. Bases 31 to 654 code for a protein of 207 amino acids. The record is from RefSeq and is a predicted model, not a curated record. Gene Ontology annotation, molecular function: endopeptidase inhibitor activity. NCBI's taxonomy places the organism in Eukaryota, Viridiplantae, Streptophyta, Magnoliopsida, Solanales, Solanaceae.